AUGAAAUCUGCAAUCUUCGCUGCUGGCGCAUUGUUCGCAACCGCCGCCAUCGCUCAACCUCACGGUCACCAACAUCAAAAGCAUCAUGUCAAAAAGGCCGAGCCUCCGGUGGUGAUCGUCACCAUGUACGAAUCUACCACCACCACCAUCGGCGUUACUACUACGAUCUGGGUUACAGAGGGUGAAGCUGCUCCAACUCCUGAAGUCAAACCUGCCCCUACUACUGCCGCUGCCAACCCAUCUCCACUCGAUGCAAACUUCUUCGAGCAGGGGAAGCAGCAACCAUCCUCCACUUCCGUCUCUGUAGCGCCUACUCCAAAAUCGGAUCCUCUACCACCACCUCCUUCAGCGACCACCUUGGUCACUUCAGCUGUCGCAAGUGUUGCGCCAGUUGUGUCCGUUCCUCCAGUCGUUAAUGCACCACAAGCUCCUCCAGUUAAUGAAGCGGCCCCAGUUCCGUCUCCAGUCUCAACGACCGCCGUUGCACCAGCUGCAACUUCAGCUGCCCCAGCCGCUAAUUCACCAUCCUCUGGCUCAGGAGCCGGCGCUCUUCUUGGUGACCGAGGUGGAGCUACUGUUUCUGGAGGUCAAUGUACCCAAGCCAGCCCUUGCACUGGUAAAUCAACCUACUACGACACUGUUGGAACUGGGUCUUGUGGAAAGGAUGUGGAUGGCACCAAGGUUCCGAUUGUCGCAAUGGCCAAGGGUCUCAUGGAGCAGAAGGAAGGUGCCAACCCCAACAACAACCCAUACUGCAACAAGGGCGUCACCAUCUCGUACAACGGCAAGACUGUCAAUGCAUAUGUAUUUGACAAAUGCCCGGGCUGUGACGGCAUGUCUCUUGAUCUAUCCCACGCCGCUUUCGGCGCGUUGGCCGACGAUUAUUUGACCAUUGGACACGCGGAGAUGUCAUGGUGGUUCAACUAG
Molecule: messenger RNA, 927 nt
Organism: Glarea lozoyensis ATCC 20868
Lineage: Eukaryota; Fungi; Ascomycota; Leotiomycetes; Helotiales; Helotiaceae
Product: Barwin-like endoglucanase
Exons: 1
Coding region: 1-927 (308 amino acids)
Source: RefSeq, a predicted model, not a curated record